Molecule: messenger RNA, 2446 nt
Organism: Daphnia carinata
Lineage: Eukaryota; Metazoa; Arthropoda; Branchiopoda; Diplostraca; Daphniidae
Product: cytochrome b5-related protein-like
Exons: 1
Coding region: 919-2265 (448 amino acids)
Biological process (GO): lipid metabolic process
Cellular component (GO): mitochondrion
Molecular function (GO): heme binding
Source: RefSeq, a predicted model, not a curated record
UCGUUCCCACUCGAUCCGGGGAGACUCUCUUGGGGUGUGUCGUGUUACGCAUCGUAAUAAGGGUCUUCGUUUUCCGUUUUGGUUAUCGGGAGCGCGUUGCAAGCUGAAUUCAAAGCUAAGCAAACACAAACAAGUGCGUUUUGACUUUCGUUUCGCUCUCGUUUUCUUUUUCUUUCUGAACUGCUAAAAAAGAAAAAAACAGGAUCAUUGGCGAAAACAAAACAAAACAAAUCAAUAGUCUUUCAUCAGUAAGGAAUUGCAUGUCUUGUGCAUUUGAGACGAGCACUCGAUCAAGUGUCUCUGCGUGAGUUGUGUUCGUUACGCGAGCCCAUUUGAACGCCUCCCAAAAGAAGAAGAGGCUUUUUGCCAACAUUGUGUCGCGGACGUCAUGAGGAUUGACGAUCUUGAACAGCCCGCCGCUGUGCUAACGUAGUUGCAUUUUUCAUGUCAUUGGAAAAAAAAAAAAAAAAAAAAGGAGUGAAACUAGUGAAUGGACAUCUCUAAAAGUGGGCACUUGACCAAGGGAAAAAAAAAAGCGUAAUUCCAUUCUUGUUUUUCAUUUCUUUAAAUUUGCGGCCUGAACGUCGGCUUUCUUGCAUCAAGUAGUUCAACUCACCGCUAGAUGUCGUUAGUCUUUAGGUGAAAAUAAUCGAGAAAACGCACAAUCAUAAAGCAAAACAAACUCUACUGUACAAACAAACGAAGAGCGCACGAGAAACGUUUUCGGUGAUUAGAACUUGUUUUUUAUUUGCUUUUCCCAUUUAUCAUUGGCCAACAAGAUCUACUGGCACCCACCCUUGCCUCAAAAGUUCGGUCAGUGUAAUUCCUGUCGGACUCCCAGUUGGUAUUUUACUAAUCACUCCCCCCUUCGAGACAUCAUUUUGUGUUACACUGUCUUCGAUUAGAAACACAACAAAAAUGGGAUUCAAACAACCAGCCACGGAAAACCCUUACUCGAAAGACGGAUUUCGCAAAUAUCCCACAUUACGUGACCAUCCACUCAAAACAGCAGCUCAGUGGUUACUUGGCCGGGUGGCUGACGAUGGGUACGGCCAUCUGUGGCGCGUCGGCGAUCAGCUUUACGAUCUGUCAGAGUUCAUUAAGAUCCACCCAGGCGGCCGUCAAUGGCUGGAAGUGACGCGUGGCAUGGACAUCACCGAAGCUUUCGAAUAUUCCCACUUGAGUCCUCACGUUCGCACCGUCCUGGCCAAGUAUCACGUCCGGCCGGCCGUGGGUCCUCGCAAUUCGCCCUACACGUUCGAAGCUGACGGCUUCUACAUGACGCUCAAGAAACGCGUCCAUCAACAUCUUUCCACCAAAGUGAGCCGCCAAGAGAAAGAGGCGGCACACAAACGAAUCACCAUCGUCCAGGAUCGCAUCCUCGUCACCUUCUUCACGCUGCUGAUUGCGACUGCCUGGACGCAGUCGUACGUUGUUGCCAUGUUAGCUGGCACUGCCUUAAUGCUCAAUAUCAAUUGCUCUCACAAUUUCUACCACAAGAAGGACAAUUGGCGCAUGUACUGCUGGGAUCUCGGCUUGUUAUCGUCUUACGAAUGGCGCAUAACCCACGCCAUCAGUCAUCACGGUUACACAAACACUUUGUGGGAUUUUGAGCUAUCGGAUUUCGAGCCUUACGUCGACUUUCGUGUCUAUUCGAAAUCGUUGGCGCAGCGCUACUUGAUCCCCUUGGUUAUCCUCACCGUGUCCUACCUGUUCUUCUUCAUUGAAGCUUUCAAACGGAUCGUUACGAUCGCCAUCGGUCAGCAGCGUUUGCGUCCGGAGAACUUGUUGCCUUUGGUCCAACUGCUCAUCAUUUGGUUCGUGGGCUGCCCGUUCGUUCAAGCUGUUAAACUGUGGUUGGUCAUACACGGAACGAGCAGCUAUCUGUUCGCCAUAGUCGGAGUCAUCGCUGCCCACCAUCAUCCGGACAUGUACCACGCGGGAGACGGACCGUUCCAGUACGGCAGCGACUGGGGUCUCGGCCAGCUUGACGCCGUCCGCGACCGCAACGACGUCGAUGGUGUCCUACUAGCCGAGCUGACCAUGUACGGCAACCACGUCCUCCACCAUCUCUUCCCGACGCUGGAUCACGGCGUGCUGGACAUCAUCCGGCCCAUCUAUCAGCAAACCUGCCGCGAUUUCAAACUUCCCGCCGAGUUUGCGCAGUUACCGAGCCGUUACAAUCAGUGGGAUUUGUCGCUGGGCGUGUUGCAGCAGCUGGCCCGCACCCAACCUCGUCUUUCAGUCCGUUCUAAAUCAGACUGAUCCCCCCCCCCCCAUCCGACGUCCAGUCGGAAAAAAAAAAAAAAAAAAAAGAAAAAGAAACAUUAUUAUUGUUGUUAACUAUACAAUACGUUUUGUUUCUUUAUUUUUUAUUUUUUUUUUUUCGUUAUAUUUUAUUUGAGGCGGAUUAUAAUAAAUAUCAAUGAGAGAUAGCAUUCGGGAG